GUGCGGACACGUGGCACACGCUACGUAUCUAUUUGGUCGUGUAUUGAUUCCCCACGCGCGUCCUCUAAUCGCUGACACACACCGCCAUGUUGGAUACCGAGCCGACGACAAGUCCGAUCCGCCUCUCCGCAUUUAUCUCGCAGAUCUUGUCCUACGGCACCGUGCUGAUCCGUGUGCUCAAAUAGCAGUGGACUUACGAGCGAGAGAAGAGUAUAAAACACGGAGAGAGCCCUGUGGAGCCAAUAAGCAGCUGCAGGGACGAGCAUGGCUUUGUGCCAACGGUUGGUCGCUGGGGUAGCGAAUGGCCGAGUUGACUCGAGACGGCAGAGAUAUGGUGCCAGCCACAGGGUCAGGCACGCGGGCCCUGGAUCAGGGGUGUUCCGCUACCCCUGCCGGUCUGGGCCCAUUACGAGUCACCAGCCCUGACCGUACCCACGGUCGAACAGUAUGAGGAAUUAGCAGGCAGCGUUGAACUUGAGACGCAACGUCUAUUGCGUGAGCAUCGCUAUGACACUAUCGGCAAUUUCCUCAGGUUUUACAAGGACUACACUGCAAGCGGAGAAAACAUGCUGGAUCGAUUCUACCGUAAAUAUCAGCCGCUAAUAACCCACGAACACCAUACCUGCGUUGGUCUUGGAUUUGAACUACUACAUCGAUUAACAGGUUUAAACAAGCGAUUUCCUGGAAUAGCAAGUGGCCUCUACCUAGUAUCUUGUGAAGAAACGAUCGGCGAUAUCGCCAGCUAUGUUGGCGGUCCACCAGCGGCAGACAGUGGUGAAAAGGAGCAUGUAUUAGUGUGCCUGAAAAUCGAGAUCAGCGGACGUCGCGGCGUAAUGCUGCUCGAUCCUGGUUACCACGUAGCGCGCGUUAUCACUGUGAUGGCCGACAAACUGUAUCCUCACACAGGCUGGUUUACACAAUCCGACGAGCCAACCUGCAAAAAAGAGUACAACUAUUGUCUAUGUGAUGAGGAUCCCGAUUAUAUCGAGUGGCAUGAGAGAAAGACUCGACCUGGUGCCUUGGAGAGGACGCAAGUCGCUCUCAUUUAUGUGGCAAGGCCAUAUUUAACUGCCAUUGACGUUACGGAGCGUAGGAACUUGGUUUAUAAUUACAGGAGUCUCCUCGCCAGAGACACUAAAGGCCACGUUACCGCCGGGAUAUAUUUCCCCGUUGUACUAGACAUGAACAACGCACAGACCUUCACGAUUUUCUACCAGACCGGUAACGGAAAGAAGCGAGUUAAAAUGGAAUUCAAUAAAUUCUGCAGUUCACCUAAGAUACGUCCUGACGCCGAGGAAAUGGAGAUAAUAGCGGAAUGCGCUCGACAACUUAACAUUUCGCAAGACAUUUUGGAGGGUAUGCUCUCUGCCCUAGCCACUGUCAUGAGCGACUCGUCAUUUGUGGCACAGCUGUUGGCUAUCAAUGCGCGAAUUAACACCCUAGCAGAGGCAAAUUGACGGGAAUCACGCCGCCAAUGUAGCAUCGACACUACAUUAUGUUUCAUCAUUUCUUUUGCCGGCUUUCCUCUUACUUUUCUUUUUCUGUUUGUAUCUUGUAGUUUGUUGUUUUAUCUUUUGUUCUCGUAUCAAUCUUUUAUUAUUGCGCAAUUAUGCUUCGUUACAUUUAUGAAUUUUAUUUACAUUUACGCAAUUCAAUGAAAACAUUAACAAGUACGAUUACAUCAUCGGAAUAUAAAGGAAUGUACGAUUUCGUAAUAUUAGAUAAUUGCUUUUUUAUUUUAUGUGCCAAGCCAAGCACAUUUAAGAUAAUCCAUCCAUGUUGAUAUCUAAAAUAUUUUUACGCGCUGGUUUAGACCCUGGAUAUUAUUUAUAAUUUAUAAAUAACGUUUUAAAAUAAUUUUAAAAAAUAUAUAUAUAACAUUUUAUAAAUGCAGUUUAUGAAAUGUUACUUAUGAUUUUGGGAUAUUGUUAAAUCUGUGUUCCAUAACAAUGAAACAGAACGAUGGUAAUAUUUUCAUUGAAUAUUCCCGAAAUUGAAGUAAAUUAUGGACUACUAUUUACAUACAAAUGCUUCUGUAAAAGUAUAUUGGUGUAAGGGAUAAUUUAGUUUUGCUGUUUGUUCUUUAGAAUAAUGAUAUGUAUCGAUUUCAAUUAUAGACACUAAAUUUGAUUUCGUUUUAAUAAAAUGCUUGACUGGAA
This is a messenger RNA of Ooceraea biroi (clonal raider ant), 2159 nucleotides long. RefSeq lists its product as uncharacterized. NCBI's taxonomy places the organism in Eukaryota, Metazoa, Arthropoda, Insecta, Hymenoptera, Formicidae. The record is from RefSeq and is a predicted model, not a curated record.